UUUCUGGAUAGAAAAGGGUCGAAGGCCGAAGAGCAUAGACUCGUUGUUUCAAGGAUCCUGCCCUCACAAUGCGCCCGCAGACAACGGGGCCGCGAUCUCGUCGACAGACGGUUCCGUCUCGCCCGCCUCAGCAGUUCAAGGCUCAGGAGGCUCAGGAAACUGAAGCCGAACCGGAGGGCCUAGAUACGAUUGCGGACAUCCAUAAUGAGCUGGACUUCAUCGAAUGGUAUAAUGACGUGGAGGACAGCUUGUUGGAAUCCAGCUACGACGAAUACCAAGCCUGUCUUCAUGAACUUCAGAUGUCCAAGUCUCACCUCGAUUCGCUCUUGACCGACACCUCCUCUACCCUCGACGCUCUCAGCAGCCUUUCCCAGGACUUUCAAGCGGUGGAACUACAGACCUCAAAAUUUCAGAAGCAAUGCGAAGGACUCCUAUCUGCUCAGAAACGGGACUCGGAAUUAGCGCUGGACAUCCAGGACAACCUUCAAUAUUAUGAGUUCCUGGACCCGGCAUCAAGAAGGCUCAAUGCGCCUGGUGCGGGCAAUACCGUUCGCGGGCAGGACUUCUCGGACAUGCUCAGACGGCUAGACGAGUGCUUGGACUAUAUGGAAACACAUCCCGAUCAAAAGGAAUCCAGUUUAUAUCGGUCUAGGUACAGGCUACUUCUGACCCGUGCUCUUACCCUCAUCCGAGGACACUUCGUCGCCGCCCUACGUGACGUGUACUUGAGCGCUUCGAAGAAAAUCGCGGACAAGCAACUCAAUGACACCACGAUGUCGGCCCUGCUCUAUGCCAAGUUCAGGGUAGGCGCACCCGAGUUGAAACAGAUUGGUCUUGAAAUCCAGAAGAGAGCCGUCCCUCCUUUGGACCCGGACCAAGGGACCGAAGCCGAAUAUCAGAGUCUUCUUAACGAACUUCAUGCCAACUAUGCUGCCACUCGCGGCAAACUCAUCAUACCCAUGGUGCACAAGAAUCUCAAUGAUAUCGCGCAGGCACCGAGUACCUCAAAGGACCUUGUCGCCUUCGCCCGCGGAAGUAUAAGUUACGUCCGCGGCGUGUGCUUGGACGAGUUUGAUCUGUGGGGAGAAUGGUUCCAUGGCCAGGGCGGGCUAUAUGACUUCCUGGAAACUCUAUGCGAACCUCUCUACGAUCAUCUCCGACCCAAAAUCAUUCACGAAGACAAGAUUAUCCGGCUCUGCCAGCUUUGCACUCUCCUCCAGACCCGCUAUCUAUUCGACCAGGAGGAAGAGACAGAGCACACGGACGCCAACCAGCUGGAUUUCUCCUCACUAAUUCAGCCUGCACUGGAGGAUGUUCAAACCCGCCUCGUAUUCCGAGCGCAGGCUUUCCUCCGCGAUGAAAUCGAGCGGUACAAACCCCGUCCCGAAGAUCUCGAUUACCCUGCCCGGAACCGACCGGUUUCAAUCACAGUGACUGAGGGCCAGAUCUCAGGCCGAAAGGUUGCACCUGCAGAUGCUUUGGUGAAUCUAUCCAGUUCGACCAAGCAAGCAGAAGAUGGUGCCGACCCACCGCCAGACCAAGACUCCAAGUGGGACUUUGAAUCGCAAACCGCCUUGAGUGGCUGGUAUCCAACCCUGCGCAAAGCCAUAUGGCUAUUGAGCCGGAUAUACCGGCUAGUGAAUUCCACCGUCUUUGAUGACCUAGCGCACCAAAUUGUCCACCAAACCAUCAUAUCCCUCCACUACGCGAGCUCCCUCAUGUCCAGCAAAUCUGCCACCGACAGCCAACUCUUCCUCAUGAGUCACCUCCUCAUCCUCAAACAACAAAUCGUCGCUUUCGACAUCGAAUACGUCGCCCCCGAAGUCUCCUUCGACUUCUCCGGCAUGACCAACACAUUCUGGGAGCUGCGCGAACGGGGCGGUCUGUUCAACCCUCGCAACUUGAUGCGCCUCGUCGGGCACGGCCUUCUACCGCGCGUCGUCGAAAACAUGCUUGACGCCAAGGUUGAGUUGGACGGCCGCCUCCGCACCGUUAUCAACGACUUCAUCAACGGCUUCGCCACCAAAAUGACCGCCUCCCUCCCCGCUCAGUUCAUCGACACCCGGAACCUUCAGCGCGGCGAGCUCAUCUUCCCCACCUGCCGGACCAUCGAGUCCGAAGUCACUGCCCUUCGCAAGUUCCUGGUCGACUACCUCGACGACACGCGCAUGCGGGAAACACUUGUCGGCGCGGUGCAGGACCGCGUCAUCCAGAUCUACGAGGAUUUCUUCGAUAAGUACAUCUCGGCGGAAAAGAGCAAGGGGAAUAUGGUGAGCACGCGCAAGGGCAAGGGCCGCGAGGACGCCGUCUGGGACGUGGAUACGUUUUCUGAGUGGUGCGAGGGCAUCUUCCGAGUUGGCGUGGCGAUGGCAUCUCAAGAGGAGGAAGAUCAGGACGAGGGCAUGACGAGUCGGAGUCUCAGUGUGAGCGGCUCGACUAGCUUGGCGUCUCGUCGGUGAUGAUCUGACAAGCCAUUGUCUCCAGUAUCGUUGCAAAUAGUAUAGAUACUAUCAAUACCCUUUUGUACGUUGGUUCAAUGUUGUAUAUAGCCAGGGAAGCGCAUGGAAAUAGGACAUUUU
Molecule: messenger RNA, 2579 nt
Organism: Aspergillus steynii IBT 23096
Lineage: Eukaryota; Fungi; Ascomycota; Eurotiomycetes; Eurotiales; Aspergillaceae
Product: Golgi transport complex subunit COG3
Exons: 4
Coding region: 69-2459 (796 amino acids)
Biological process (GO): autophagy; intra-Golgi vesicle-mediated transport; Golgi organization
Cellular component (GO): cis-Golgi network; COG complex; membrane
Source: RefSeq, a predicted model, not a curated record